Messenger RNA from Mya arenaria, 1131 nucleotides. Its product is annotated as fibropellin-1-like. Gene Ontology annotation, molecular function: calcium ion binding. The transcript is spliced from 8 exons. The record is from RefSeq and is a predicted model, not a curated record. Gene Ontology annotation, cellular component: protein-containing complex; plasma membrane. Bases 159 to 1103 code for a protein of 314 amino acids. Gene Ontology annotation, biological process: heterophilic cell-cell adhesion; establishment or maintenance of epithelial cell apical/basal polarity. Lineage: Eukaryota; Metazoa; Mollusca; Bivalvia; Myida; Myidae.
UUGAAAUUUAUCGGUCCAUGUUUUCACUUAAUAAUGUUGAAUCAUUAUUGUUUAGAAGGUUGUAAUUCAUCACUCUUUGAAACAUCCUUGAAUUACUUUUAUUAGUUUAGCUUGAACAUCUUCAACCUAAUUAUACUUUGUGAUUUUGGAUACAGUUUAUGAAUGAUACGCAAAUGGAGGCAACCCGUUAUAUUGGCUUUGCUAUUUUGAUUAUAGAACUGCUAUGUUCCACCGACAUAAAGGGUUACGGAGUUGCAGCGGAGGAAGACCCGUGUAAAGGGAAGCCAUGUUCGCUGACAGGAGAGUGCGCAAUAUCGCGGCUGGGCAAGUGCACGUGUAAAAAGGGUUUCAAGUUCGAAGACGAAACCAAUACCAAAUGUGUUGAUAUGGACGAGUGUGGGUCACAUUUCCACGACCCGUGUGAACACCGAGGAAUAUGCCAUAACUUCGUAGGAGGUUACAGCUGUAGCUGCCUGCAAGGUUGGAGUAACGAUUCCCAUUGCUACUCGAAUGUGAGCUCUGAUACGAGAUGUGUCCCGGGCUAUGAGGGUCCCCGAUGUCAGGAUAGCAUGUGUGGACAUUAUGGGUACUCGGAGACAGUGGGCGUGGAUGAUUAUAGAUGUAUAUGUUCGGAAGGCUGGACGCACACCGCUGAAAAGGGCGUGUGUGACAUUGACAUUGAUGAAUGUAAACAAUCUGAUGCAUGUAGCGACAAAGGACUCUGUAAUAACACGGACGGUUCAUACGCGUGUGUUUGCCUCUCUGGCUGGAAUGGAGCCAACUGUUCAUCUUACAACUGUACCGUCCGUCCUUGUGAAAAUGGUGGUACAUGUGUUGAUGGCCACUGUCUUUGUACGAGUAAUUGGGCGGGCAACGAUUGCUCGUCUUAUGUUCCAACAGACUUAGACACAUUGAUUCCAGGCAUUGCCGAUCGUAUGUUGCUGUACGGAAGUUCUGGAUUACUUAUGGUCUUGAUUAUACUAGUGUUCGUGUCUGUUUGGUGUGCAUGCAAGAAUAAAAAGCAACAGAAAGUUUUCCCGAACAGAACGAUGGUAACCAUAGACAACUAUGGCCGUUUUCUACGCAAACCGUUAUUCCAAUAAAUUGUCAACCGUCAACGGAGACUUGCCG